Molecule: messenger RNA, 799 nt
Organism: Leptosomus discolor (cuckoo roller)
Lineage: Eukaryota; Metazoa; Chordata; Aves; Leptosomiformes; Leptosomidae
Product: alpha-aspartyl dipeptidase
Biological process (GO): proteolysis
Molecular function (GO): serine-type peptidase activity
Source: RefSeq, a predicted model, not a curated record
CAGCAGCACAUCAAGAGCUUCUUCGGGGAGAAGGUGAAGCGGGUGCUGUUCGUUCCCUACGCCCUGCACGACCGAGAUGCCUACGCCCGGACCGCGAGGGAGAAGUUUGAAAGCUUGGGUUAUAGGCUGGACAGCAUUCAUGAAUCUUGUGAUCCAGUGGAAGCUGUAAGGAAAUCUGAAGCAAUAUUUAUUGGAGGUGGGAACACAUUCCGUCUCCUGAAGGCUCUCUAUGACAACAGUCUGAUACAGGAGAUCAGGAAAAGAGUUCUUGAGGAUGGGAUUCCUUACAUGGGAUCCAGCGCAGGAACUAAUGUUGCCACCAUCAGCAUCAAUACUACCAAUGACAUGCCAAUUGUUUAUCCACCUUCCCUGCAGGCCCUAGGUUUAGUUCCUUUUAAUAUUAACCCCCACUACCUGGACCCAGACGUUAAAAGUACUCACAUGGGUGAGACAAGAGAGGAAAGAAUUCGCCAGUAUCAUGAAGAACCAAACACCCCUCCAGUUCUGGGCUUGCGGGAAGGUGCGAUGCUGCUAGUGGAAGGAGACAAAGCCACCUUGCAAGGAGUGACAGGAGCACGUCUGUUUUUGAGGGGUAAGAAACCAACUGAACAUGAGCCUGGAACAGAUUUCAGUUUUCUCCUGAUUGACAGUAAUCUCCAGAAUCUGUAGCCUUGCAUAUUCUUCAGCAAAAAUCACUAUAUGGGAAGAGAAUGAGGAGGAAGGAAAGAGAUGCUUCUAGUCUCAGGGUGGGUGAGAAGAGGAGAACCUUAGCUUUGUAACGGAAGAUAAAUACGCAUUA